Dermacentor silvarum is the source of this 1044-nucleotide messenger RNA. Its product is annotated as neprilysin-11. The record is from RefSeq and is a predicted model, not a curated record. Gene Ontology annotation, biological process: protein processing. The transcript has a single exon. Gene Ontology annotation, cellular component: plasma membrane. Gene Ontology annotation, molecular function: metalloendopeptidase activity. The coding region runs from base 1 to 1044 and encodes 347 amino acids. Lineage: Eukaryota; Metazoa; Arthropoda; Arachnida; Ixodida; Ixodidae.
AUGGACACUAAAGUCGACCCCUGUGACGACUUCUACAAGUUCACGUGCGGCUCCUGGAAGCCGAAACAUAACGAGCCAUCCAUGGUCGCGCGAGUCUUCGAUGAAUCGACCGAAGAGGCCAUUGAGGAAAUGCAGGGCUCGAGCGAAAAGGCCAUUGUGCCAAAAGCGGUAGACUAUUUCAAGAGCUGCAUCCAGCAACGUGUUUUGACGCCGGCUGAUGUGCAAGUCUUCUUCAACUUCAAGGAGGACAUCGGUUUCUUGUGGCCGGAGAAGAAUCAAACGGCCAUCGACGCGCUGGUCCCGUUGCUGAACCUUACUAUCAACUGGAACAUCAACUUGCUCUUCCACCUGCGGGCCUUGCCCGCAUAUAAGCGGAGGCCGCAGACACUAUACAUUAGGCGCGGCAUAUUGAACACCAAGUGGCUGGAUUCCGAGUGGACGCCCGGAACAUUUCCAGAAGCCGUCAGACAUCACUGCAGCAUACUUGGGGUCGAGCCGCCACUUGCAUCAAGCAUCCAGGAACUGAAGAUCACCGUGGAGGAAAUCAUCGACGCUGCGAUCAAAGUACCGCCGGACGCCACGAGCGACACGCAGUUCACGCUCAAGGAUAUCGGGUUGCUGAUGCCCGCACGGACGGACGAGUGGCUCAGCAACGUGAACAAAUUGCACAGUCCCCAGUUCACGUGGUCGCCGGACAGCCCCGUCGCUCUCGAAGACGACUCAAUAUUGCAGAACAUGCACGCCCUGCUACAGAAGUACAAGGAAAAGAAGCAGACGCUCAUGGAAGGCUUUUCGUUCGUGCUCCUUCGAACAACCCUGUGGCUUUUCGCAGGAAAGCCCCAGUUGCGCUUUGGACCCGACCCUGAAGUGGGCCGCCACAUAUGGAAGCGAACCUGCCUCAGCUACACCACUGGCAACUUCGGCCUGCUCGUCGCAGCAAAGCACAUUUACAAGCGCUACAGCAGCAGUGUACGCAACGAGCUCAAACGUUUCCACCAGAGCAUUCAGGCGGCGAUCAAGCAACAGCUGGAAGACGCCUACUGA